GUCAAAGCCUUCCUUAGCCGGACGAACCAAAUCUGUGCUCUUUCUGGUUUACAUAACCUAAAAUGCAGAUUACAAUAAGAAUUAUUCUGCUAAUUUAAUUUAAACUUAUUUUGAAUUAGGUAUUGAUAUAAUUUUCAGGUAGAGACAUGAGUAUUGUAAACCAAGAAGCUACGUUAUGUUGCCCGAGCGACAACAUGAAACUUAAAAUACUAGCUAUACAUGGUUACAGACAGAAUGCUGAAACAUUUAAAGCAAAAACAGGUUCAUUUCGUAAAAUGAUACACAAAUGGGCUCAAAUUACAUAUAUUACAGCUCCUCACAGUGUUAUUGUAGUUGAAGAUUCAAAUGAUAUUGGACAAAAAGCUCCCGAUAUUGGGGAAAGUAAAGAUGAAGAACAAUAUGGAUGGUUUUUUAAUAGAGAAGACAAUACGUUUAGGGGCAUAAGGAAAGGUGGGCCAGCAGUAGGUUUUGGGGAUACCAUAAAAUUAAUAGAAGACGUAUUUGAAAAAGAAGGCCCAUUUGAUGGAAUACUUGGCUUCUCACAGGGGGCUUGUUUAACAGGAUUACUCUGUGAUUUACAACAAAGAGGACUUAUAAAUAUUAGAUUCGAUUUUGCAAUCAUGUCUUCCGGUUUUAAAUCAGGAAGUUUACCACAUUUAAAAUAUUAUCUCGAUAGGAUACAUUUACCUUCUUUGCACAUUUUUGGAGAAAAUGAUGAAAUAAUUCCAACAGAAAUGAGUGAAGCUCUAAGCAAUUGUUUUGAAGAACCGGUAAUAGUAAAACAUCCAGGCGGACAUUAUUUACCAGCAGCUGCACCUCAAAAACAUGAAUAUCAGAAGUUUAUUAAGCUUAUGCUCUUACAAAAACAACAUAGAGAACAUCAAAUUGAAAAACAUUAAUGAAUUUAAAAACAAUUUAUAAUUCCAGAUUGGUGUUUUGUUAAAAAAUAUGAACAAUAAAUAGGAUUUUCCAUAAAAUUUAUUUUGCGUAUUAUUUACAAAACUCAUAGAGUUUAGUCAAUGUUUUAUGGUUUUAGUAAUAAUUGUUUCUAUUUCUUUGCCUUCGAUCAUUAAAAUUUCCUCUUCUAUCAUUAUAAUUCUGCCUUCUUCUAUUUGAAUCGUAUCUUUCAUUUCUCUCAGAAUCAUGUCUAUUAUAAGGUUUAUCACGUUGAUUGUCCUCUCUGUAAUUUCUAGGACUUUCAUCUCUAUAAUGAUCCCUGAACUGACCUCUGGAACUGUAACUUUCCCUAGUGUCUUGUCUGCUUUGAAACUGAUUAUGUAGGGGUGCCGAUCCCAAUCUUGAAAGGAUAUCACUUUUCUCAGGAAGCCUAUUUGCUGAAUUGUGUCUUGGUUUAAUCUGUAUACAUUUAUCAUACAUUCUAAUUCCGUUCAAUAAAUGCUGAGCAUAUGUAACCGAUUCUUCGUGUUUGAAAGUAACAAAGGCAAAAUUGGACUUUCUGCCUUCUUUAUCAGUGGGUAUUCUAACUCUUUCUAAAGGAGCAGCUUGUAGAAAAAGUUCAAAUAGCAGUUCUUCUGUUACUUUAUCAGAAAUGUUACCACAGAAAACCGUUCUAGAAUCGUCCAUUUUAUAAUUAUUGGUGAGAUAAAACGAAAUUUAAAAUAUAAAUUUUUCACUUUGUAAUCAAUACAAAAAUCAAACCAUAACAAACUA
This is a messenger RNA of Psylliodes chrysocephalus, 1671 nucleotides long. The record is from the annotation of a GenBank genome assembly. Lineage: Eukaryota; Metazoa; Arthropoda; Insecta; Coleoptera; Chrysomelidae.